Messenger RNA from Mesocricetus auratus (golden hamster), 1981 nucleotides. RefSeq names its product colony stimulating factor 3 (gene Csf3). Gene Ontology annotation, biological process: immune response; positive regulation of cell population proliferation; positive regulation of myeloid cell differentiation. Gene Ontology annotation, cellular component: extracellular region. Gene Ontology annotation, molecular function: growth factor activity; cytokine activity. NCBI's taxonomy places the organism in Eukaryota, Metazoa, Chordata, Mammalia, Rodentia, Cricetidae. Bases 638 to 1345 code for a protein of 235 amino acids. The record is from RefSeq and is a predicted model, not a curated record. The transcript is spliced from 5 exons.
UAAGUGAAUGAGUCAUUGUGGGGGGUAUUGGGGAGUUCCCAGCUAAUCAGCCUGGGACAGGACAGCCUGAAUGCUGGAUCAUUUUGUUUUUAUCCAAAUGCGGAGUGGGCACCGACAACAAUACCCUAGGGUACUGUCCAGGGCUCCUGGCACUGAAGGAGGCAGCCAGCCGCCUGGGAGCUCAUGUGUACAAAAUGAGAACAAUGGGCUUUUCCUCCUCUCUCAGAAUGUUUGCCCCAGGUAAAGGUAUCUUAAGAAUCACAGGAGAAGGGGCAGAGAGUUAGAGUACUGGCUACCUCUGUGUGUCUGGCAGAAGGUGGAGAGACAGGAGCCACCUGGGGGCCUGAACCUUCCCAAUGUCUGACUGAGUUCCCUCUGUAGCCUUCAGCCUUACUGGACUACUCAGAUCAAACACCCUCGAGCAAUUCAGGCCUGGGUGUGGCUGGAGGAAGAGAGUUUGGGGGGACGAGACGUCAGGAAGGAGCAGAGAUUCCCCGAUUUCACAAAAUUUCGCAAAACAGCUUUUCCCCAACCCCCUGCAUUGUCCUGGGCGACAGAAGAAAAUUUGCAUAAAUCCUGGGAAAUUAUUACUAAGCCUGAGUUGCCCCAGCCGCAGGUAAUUUCCUCCCAGGCCUUGAUGGGGUUCUGUAUAAAAGCCCCCGGGAGCAAGGCUCUGACAGAACCCAGAGCUGCAGCUCAGAUCACCCCGAAUCAAUCCAUGGCUCAACUUUCUGCCCAGAGCCGCAGGAAGCUGAUGGCCCUACAGCUGCUACUGUGGCACAGCGCACUCUGGACAGGACAAGAAGCCAUCCCCCUGGUCUCUGUCACCUCUCUGCCACCACCCCUGCCUUGGCCCCAGAGCUUCCUGCUGAAGUCCUUGGAGCAAGUGAGGAAGAUCCAGACCAGGAACUCGGAGCUGCUGGAGCAGCUGUGUGCUACCUACAAGCUGUGCCACCCGGAGGAGCUGGUGCUGCUUGGUCACUCUCUGGGCAUCCUGCAGGCGCCUCUCAGCCGCUGCUCCAUCCAGGCCCUGCAGCCGACAAAGUGCCUGAGCCAGCUCCACAGUGGACUCUUCCUCUACCAAGGCCUCCUGCAGGCCCUAGCGGGCAUCUCCCCCGAGGUGGCCCCCACCUUAGACAUGCUACAGCUGGAUGUUGCCAACUUUGCCACCACCAUCUGGCAGCAGAUGGAAACCCUGGGGGUGGCCCCCACCGUGCAGCCCACCCAGAGCACCCUGCCAACCUUCACCUCUGCCUUCCAGCGCCGGGCGGGAGGUGUCCUGACCGUUUCCCACCUGCAGACCUUCCUGGAGACAGCCCAUUGCGCACUGAACCACCUGGUCUAGGCCUGAGCAAAGCCCUUUGCAUCCGGUUUAUUUAUCUCUAUUUAAUAUUUAUGCUUAUUUAAACCUACUAUUUAAAGACGGAGAAGAGAAAAUGGAGCUCCAAGCUUCUAGGCCCUUCUCUCCACUCUUGAGUUUUGUUCUCCUGCUUGUAGCAGUGAGGGCAAGCUCUUGUGUCCUCCUGUCCCCAGGGCUGGAGGGAGAUAGGUAAAUACCAAGUAUUGAUUCCUGAGGCUGCUCUAGGCACCCAGCUCUGUGGUGGUACAAAGGGCCACAGUGAGCUCUACCACCCCGAGUAAGGGGCCACGGCAGCAUCAGGAGGUCUCCCUUUUGGGAGACAAGACAACCCUGUUUAAUAUUUAAACAGCAGUGUUCCCAAACUGGGUUCUUGCAUCCCUUGCUCUGGUCAGCCAGGUUUCCCUGUCCCCAUAGGAAUGAAGGGCCUGAAGCAGAGGCAGCCAGGUUUGGCCCUGGAAUUUACUGGAUUCUUUCUGAGGGCCUUGCUGGGCUGGGAGUGUGAGAGGGGAAAGGCAGGAGGAACCCUGUGGGGGAGGGGAUGGCUACGGCACAGAAAGAGACGGGUCUACCCUCCCUGUGGGCCGCACUUGCUCGCUGUAACCAAGCCUGAGGAUAAUAAAG